Messenger RNA from Dictyostelium discoideum AX4, 1389 nucleotides. RefSeq lists its product as hypothetical. Gene Ontology annotation, cellular component: centrosome; protein-containing complex. NCBI's taxonomy places the organism in Eukaryota, Evosea, Eumycetozoa, Dictyosteliales, Dictyosteliaceae. Bases 1 to 1389 code for a protein of 462 amino acids. The transcript has 2 exons. Gene Ontology annotation, molecular function: protein kinase activity; protein serine kinase activity; ATP binding. The record is from RefSeq and is a predicted model, not a curated record.
AUGUUUAUAAUAAAUAAAAAUUUACCACAUUUUAAAAAUGACUUUUCUGAUUAUUAUUCAAAAUUGGAUAAUGACCUUUCAAUAUCAUCACCAAAAUUUGAAAGUCCAGUUUUAUCUCAACCAAAAGUAAAACCAUUAUCACAUGAUAUUAUUUCAAUAUGUUCAACCAAAAUUACACCAUUAGAUGAUUUUAAUUUUUUAAAAGUGAUUUCAAAAGGUGGAUUUGGAAAGGUUUAUUUGGCAGAAAAUAAAAUAACCAAAAAAACAGUAGCAAUAAAAGUAAUAAAAAAAAGUGAUACAAUUAAAAAAAUGAUGGUUGAUCAAGUUAAUAUUGAAAAAACAAUUUUGUCAAAUUAUAAAUGUAAUUUUAUUGUAGAAUUAUUUUCUUCAUUUCAAACUGAUAAAAAACUUUUUUUCGUUAUGGAAUUUUUAAAUGGUGGUGAUUGUGCAUCAUUAUUACGUUCAUUUAAUAAUAAUAUGCCUGAAGAUUUAACAAAGAAUAUUAUUGCUCAAAUAAUAAUAUGUUUAGAAUAUCUUCAUAACCAUGGUAUAAUUCAUAGAGAUUUAAAACCAGAUAAUAUCUUAAUAGAUUCAAAUGGUCAUAUUAAAUUAGCAGAUUUUGGUUUAUCAAAAUUUGAUUUUGUUGAUGAAAGUUGUAAUAUUAAAAUUUUAAAGAAUUCUUUUACUUUGUACAACACAAAUAAUAAUAACACUACUGAAAAUCAAAAGAUUCUUGGUACUCCAUAUUAUAUUCCUCCAGAGGUAAUUUUGGGUAAAGGAUAUGGUAAAACUAUUGAUUGGUGGUCAUUGGGAAUCAUUUUGUAUGAAUUUUUAAUUGGUUAUCCACCAUUUCAAGAAGAUGAACCAAAUGAAUCAAUUAAUCCAAAAUCAGAUAAUGAUGAAAAAAAUGUAAGAAUAAUAUUUAAUAAAAUUACAAAUCAUAAAAAAAAACUUUAUUUUCCUAAAAAGCUAUACCCAGUGGCAAUUGAUUUAAUUGAAAAAUUAUUAGAUCCAAAUCCAAGUGUAAGAUUAGGUGCAAAUGGUGUUGAUGAAGUUAAAUGUCAUCCAUUCUUUUCAGAAAUUAAUUGGAAAAUUUAUGAAGAUCAAAAGGUAUUGGUUUUUCAACCAUUUGUUGAAAAUGAUUGUGAUACAAGUUAUUUUAUUGAGAGAAAAGAAGAAAAUAAUAAAAAUAAAAUUAAUGAUGAUAUUGAUUCUUUAAUUUUAAAUCAAAAUAAUCAAAACAUUUAUAAAAAUAAUAAUAAUAAUAAUAAUAAUAAUAAUAAUAAUAAUAAUAAUAAUAAUAAUAAUAAUAAUAAUGAUGAUAAUGAUGAUGAAAACAAUAUUAUAGAUCAAAACUUAUUUAUUGAUUUCGAUUUUCCCACCUAUUAA